Molecule: messenger RNA, 1476 nt
Organism: Camellia sinensis
Lineage: Eukaryota; Viridiplantae; Streptophyta; Magnoliopsida; Ericales; Theaceae
Source: RefSeq, a predicted model, not a curated record
AUGGAUAGUAGUAUCUCCCAAGCAAAUCCACUUAACAACCACCACCACAAAGCUACCACUGCCACAAACAACAACGACGACUACCAAGUUGCAGAUCCUGAUCUCACUAACAUGAUCGGUCGAGAUCUUAAUUUCUUGAAAGAGAUCAUGGCAGAGAUUCAGAAGUUUGUAGAUCAUAUGAAUGUGCAAAUCAACCAGGCUUGUGAGAAAUUUGAGGAGCUCAAAACAAGAGGAGGGGGUGAUACUAACGAACUUGACCAACUGAAAAUGUCUGUCAAGAAGUUGAAAUCCCAGAUUCCCUCCAAGCUUAAAAUCCAUUAUGAUGAUGAUUCAAAGCCACAUCGGAAACCAUGGUUUGACGGAUCCAUUAACAGUAGCAGCGGCAACAACCAAGUCGAUGUAAACAAGGCCGGCAAUUUGCACAGUUUCUACAAUCAGCCACAGGUAUCUUUCCAUAGCCUCCGUCCGGAAUCAAAACAUUUUUUGUAUAUUUUCCGGAUUUUCCCAGAAAUGGCUACCAUGAAGAAAAGGUUUGUGAUUUACUGGUGGAGCUUUCUGCAAAGUGGAUUAUUUUCAUCGAGAUGUCUAUACCGAGAACUAGCAGAGUUUCUUGCCAACGAGAUCUUGGAUGACCUUAAUGCAAAGGGCUUCAUCGAGCCUAUCUACAAAAAUUGUGGAUUGGUUGUGGAUAGCUACAGGAUGCCCCCUUACAUUCGUUCUGCUGUAACCUUUGAAUUAGAGUUGCAUGAUUUUGAUUAUUUUCUGGAUCUUCGCUUCGCCUGUUGGGAAAGUUGCAUAGUCAACGUUGAUGCGGCUAUUAUUGAUGGAAGACAUGAAAUUAUUUUCAAAAGGGGCACCAAUUUGAAAGUUGUUUACUUGGGAAGGUGGCAGAACUCGGUCACGCAUCACAUUGAAGUUCCAGACAUCAAAAUUCUCAAUUUUCUCAAGAAUAUGAAAGAAUUGCGGUUUCUUAGCCUUCGAGGAAUUUCUUUGAUUAAAGAACUUCCUCAGUUCAUUUCAAAACUGACUAAUCUUCAGAUUUUGGAUCUCAAAGCGUGUCACAAUCUGGAGACAAAGCUGACAAGAUCAUUCUUUGAGGAGCAUGAUCCAAAACUUCCUCUCUCAUUGGAACUUCCUUCAUCAUUGCAAAAAUUAGAGCUUGAGUGUUUUCUUGAGAUAGAUACACCUAGUUGGUUGUGGUCUGGCAAUUUGAAGAACUUGAAGAAACUUUACAUCAGAGGAGGACUAUUGUGUAAUCUGGACAAAAUAGUAGCUAGCACAGUUAAAAUGUUAAAAUUGAAGUACUUGAGUAACUUAGAGAUGCCUUGGAAAGACAUUACAAUGUUAUUUCCCAAUUUGAUUUACUUGGAGAAAGUAGAAUGUCCCGGCCUCAAUUCCUUCCCAUGUGAUCAGAAUGGUGUUUGGAUGAGGAAAGACAAUGGCAUCGAUGAGAAUUGCGGUGGAAGAAGAUAUUGA